AUGCUGCAGCAGGGUCACAAGACUCCCACUCACAUGGCAAAGAUCCUGGAUGGGCAUGUAGAGGUGCUGAUGAAGCUGAACCCCGAGGAUGAGACUGCAGCCGACAGCUUCGGCAAGGCUUUGGCCAAAUGCGUCUUCGAGUUUUGGCGCGCAAACGGGCAGCGGCUGGAGCUCACGAUCGAUUCUUUGCUGAACAGGAAGGUGCUGUCUCCUCGGCCUGUGGCGGAGGUUGCACUGUUGAGCAAGGACUGUGAUUCCAUGCACAUACGCAACGUCCUGCACACCGCUGUCAGGAAAGGCCUGGACCGUCUGCAGUCAGCACGAACAGAGCUGGCUGUUGCAAAGAAGUUGGUUCAGGAAGACGCCUUGGAGAAACGCCGGACCGAGCUGGACAAUGCAAUUCAGCAAGUAGCAUCUCUCUUCUUGUGCAUAUUCACCGGCUUGGUGAGAAAUGUGGCGGACGCCCGCAAUGAUGUCAGCCUUUGCAAAAUCAGGCUGCGUAGAAUUGCAGCCGUUGGUCGCAGAUACCUCUCAGACAUCAAGCCGCUAGUGGAUGCUGCGGGGAGCAAGAUUCCUGGGGUCUCCAGCAACCCGGACAUCGCCGAAGUCUUCGCGACGCUAGGAAUAGCGGGGUAUAAGGUCUCAAUUUGGGGACUGGCUUUGGAAGUUGGCUUUGAUUCUUUGGUGGCGCAGGUCGAUGGCAUCAAGCAGGGAGACAAGCUGCUGCUGAAGUGGAAGGGUGCGGACGUUGCGGUCCUGGAGGUGGUGGAGGCCAAGGAGUGCUACGGCACUAGCAGCCUCGAGCACCCCACCGUGGCCUCCUUGGUGCAGGAGAUUGGCAAAUUCUACGUCGGCGGCAAGAUCCAUGGGUUCGAGCUUCCUAAGUUCGGCUACCCUACGCAGACCCCGGCUGAGGUCCGGGCUACGCUGCCUGAGAACAAGCAGGUGGUUGCCUUCCAGAACCGCAACCCUAUCCACCGUGCCCACUUCGAGCUCCUGGUCUGUGCCCAGAAGGACGUGCAGGAUUCCGUCCUUCUUGUUCAUCCUACUUGCGGACCCACCCAGCCGGGUGACAUCGACGGCAUCGUGCGGAUCCAGACCUAUGAGGCCCUGAAGGCGGAGACCGCGCAGGAGUACCCGAUGUUCCGGUGGGCCUACUUGCCAUACAGCAUGAAGAUGGCUGGACCUCGCGAGGCCAUCCAGCACAUGAUCAUCCGAAAGAACUACGGCGCCACUCACUUCAUCAUCGGACGCGACAUGGCUGGUACGAAGAGCACCAUUGAUGGCGAGGACUUCUACGGACCCUAUGAUGCCCAAGAGACCGGCAAGAAGUAUUCCGCAGAGCUCGGCGUGACUGUCACUCACUACGAGAACAUGGUCUACGUUGGCCCAGACGAGGGCUACGUGCAGGAGAGUGUGGCCAAGAGCAAGGGCUACAAGGUGGUGAAGCUCUCCGGCACCGAGUUCCGCCGUCGCCUCCGCGCCGGCGAGGACAUCCCGGAGUGGUUUGCAUUCAAGUCCGUGGUGGACAUCCUCCGAAAGGCAGGAGACA
This is a messenger RNA of Symbiodinium necroappetens, 1552 nucleotides long. The record is from the annotation of a GenBank genome assembly. NCBI's taxonomy places the organism in Eukaryota, Dinophyceae, Suessiales, Symbiodiniaceae.